ACAAAUCGUCACGUGACACGGAAGUGACUACGAACAGGAAGAGGACGAAAAAAAUAACCGUCCGCGACGCCGAGCCGAACCGGACCCGCAGCCACCAUGAACAGCAAAGGUCAAUAUCCAACGCAGCCAACCUACCCGGUGCAGCCUCCUGGGAAUCCUGUGUACCCUCAGACCUUGCAUCUUCCUCAGGCUCCACCCUAUACUGAUGCUCCACCUGCCUACUCAGAGCUCUAUCGUCCGAGCUUUGUGCACCCGGGGGCUGCCACAGUCCCCACCAUGUCAGCUGCAUUUCCUGGCGCCUCACUGUAUCUUCCCAUGGCCCAGUCUGUGGCUGUUGGACCUUUAGGUUCCACAAUCCCCAUGGCUUAUUAUCCAGUUGGUCCCAUCUAUCCACCUGCCUCCUCCCCCUGGAUGCCCUCCCAAUGCUGCUCAGCUUGCAGUCAUGCAGGGAGCCAAUGUCCUUGUAACUCAGCGGAAGGGAAACUUCUUCAUGGGUGGCUCAGAUGGUGGCUACACCAUCUGGUGAAGAACCAAGGCCACCUCUGUGCCGGGAAAGACAUCACAUACCUUCAGCACUUCUCACAAUGUAACUGCUUUAGUCAUAUUAACCUGAAGUUGCAGUUUAGACACAUGUUGUUGGGGUGUCUUUCUGGUGCCCAAACUUUCAGGCACUUUUCAAACGUAAUAAGGAACCACGUAAUGGUAGCAGUACCGCCCUAAAGCAUUUUGAGGUAGGGGAGGUAUCCAUUCAUAAAAUGAAUGUGGGUAAAGCAGCCCUAAGGAUCUUCCUUUAAUUCCUCCGGAGUAAUACUGUACCAUACUGGUCUUUGCUUUUAGUAAUAAAACGUCAAAUUAGGUUUGGAGGGAACUUUGAUCUUCCUAAGAAUUAAAGUUGCCAAAUUAUUCUGAUUGGUCUUUAAUCUCCUUUAAGUCUUUGAUUUAUAUUACUUGUUAUAAAUGAACUGCAUUAGUUAUCUGCCUUUUCCUUUCCGUCCUUUGCCCCACAUCCUACCCUCAACCCUCGUCUUCCAUUCCUUCCCACCGAUCUCCAUUGAAUCAAUGGUGCAGGACAGAAAGCCAGUCAAACUAAUUUCCUUCUCUCCUUGCACUUCUCCCCACCUGUCAUCUUUUAACUAGUCUUUCACAAAGGAUCCUCUGAAACGCCGUGCCCCAAGCACAGACCCCAUUACUUCUGCUUUUGCGUCUCCUCAAGCAAAAGUGGAGGGUGCCUUUUGGACCCUCCUCGUAGGUUGUCUCUUCAUACAUGAACCAAAUUUGCAAACUCAAAUUUGCUUUGGUGCCAGAAAAGCUGAGCUUUGUUUUAACAAAGGAUGCAAACUGUAUUGUAAACAGCAGUUUGUUUAUAAUUUGAGGGGCAAGGAGGAGGAUGCAUUUAAAAGCCUGAUGACUCUAGAGCCAAAUUAAGGGGAGUUUUCAGAUCAAAAAUUGGUUACCAUUUCCUGUCCGUGUCUGAUGCAGCCACUCACGGCUCCCAAGAAUUCCUGAGCUGGGUUAAUGGGGUCAUAUUGUGAAUGCCUCACUACUAAAUGACUUGAGUCCAGUGAAAUCUCAUUAGGGUUAAGAAUAUUUCAGGGAUCCUUAAUAUUUUGAUUUUUGUUCUCUAAAAUUGGAUUUUAUUUUAUUUUAUCUUAUAAUUUCAGUUCAUCUAAAUUUUGUGUUCUGUACAUGUGAUGUUUGACUGUACCAUUGACUGUUAUGGAAGUUCAGCGUUGUAUGUCUCUCUCUACACUGUGGUGCACUUAACUUGUGGAUUUUUUAUACUAAAAAUGUAGAAUAAAGACUAUUUUGAAGAUUUGAAUAAAGUGAUGAAGUUGCAUUACACCUCA
Molecule: messenger RNA, 1847 nt
Organism: Mesoplodon densirostris (Blainville's beaked whale)
Lineage: Eukaryota; Metazoa; Chordata; Mammalia; Artiodactyla; Ziphiidae
Gene: DAZAP2
Product: DAZ associated protein 2
Exons: 4
Coding region: 97-720 (207 amino acids)
Source: RefSeq, a predicted model, not a curated record